Gallus gallus (chicken) is the source of this 2896-nucleotide messenger RNA. It is a transcript of the gene CCDC160, whose product is annotated as coiled-coil domain containing 160. The transcript is spliced from 14 exons. NCBI's taxonomy places the organism in Eukaryota, Metazoa, Chordata, Aves, Galliformes, Phasianidae. The record is from RefSeq and is a predicted model, not a curated record. Gene Ontology annotation, molecular function: RNA polymerase II cis-regulatory region sequence-specific DNA binding; DNA-binding transcription factor activity, RNA polymerase II-specific. Gene Ontology annotation, biological process: regulation of transcription by RNA polymerase II. Gene Ontology annotation, cellular component: nucleus. Bases 26 to 1549 code for a protein of 507 amino acids.
GGGGCGAGGCGUGGCACGGAGCCGCAUGCUCACCUGGCCCUGCAUGGCAACAGGCAAUGGAGCUGUAGGUCCCGUCGGGAGCGGACCCGCGCCCGGUUCGAGAGGCAGCAGCGGGUGGCAGAGGAGGGAGGGCAAACUGGCAGCCCCUGGCAACCUGGGGCUGACGGCAGGAGGCUGGGCGCACCGCGGGUUUCCCCCCGCCAGCAGGAUGGUGAACCUGGAGUCCGUGCACGCAGCUGUCCCUGAAGGAGAACGUGGCCCCGGGUGUGGUGGCAGCCAUCACUUCAAGGAGAUCAAGAUGAGCAGCGAUGCGGCGGAUUCCACGGACACCCGGCACGAACCCGACCAAGUGGAGCCAGGAAGUGAGCAGAAUGGGCUGGACUUUAACAGGCAGAUUAAAACUGAAGACCUCAGUGACUCCUUGCAAUCUACAAUCCCCCCCAGGUCAGGACACCUUGUACAGGGAUCCUCGAUGAUGCCUGGAAGCCAGAUCGCAGGGGAUAUGAGCUCUCUCCACACCCUGCAGCAGCUCGUAUUGCUUCCCGGCCACAUGCAGUCCGUCCCCCAGUUCCUCCUCUCCCAGUCCCAGGCAGGGCAGCAAGCCUUGCAGCCCAACAUCCUUUCCUUCCCCCAGCAGCAGGGCAGCCUUCUCCUCUCCCAGCCAGGACCCAGCCUGGCAUCACAGGCCGUGGGCCGCUCUGGGCUCCCUGGCUCAUCCGUCGAACCUCACCUGGAUGUACCUCAGCACCUGCAAGUGGCCAAGCACCUCACUCCAUCCGGAGCAUCUGAGGAGCCCAGCGACUUGGAGGAGCUCGAGAAGUUUGCUAAGACUUUCAAACAAAGGCGGAUCAAACUGGGGUUCACACAGGGUGAUGUUGGCCUUGCCAUGGGGAAGCUCUAUGGCAACGACUUCAGCCAGACUACCAUUUCCCGCUUCGAGGCUCUCAACCUCAGCUUUAAGAACAUGUGCAAGCUCAAACCUCUGCUGGAGAAGUGGCUGAGUGAUGCGGAAUCUGCUCCUUUGGAUUCCUCCAUGAGCACUCCCAGCUCCUACCCCUCCGUGAACGAGAUGUUCGGACGGAAAAGGAAGAAGCGAACCAGCAUUGAGACCAACAUUCGCUCCACGCUGGAGAAAAGAUUCCAAGAUAACCCCAAGCCCAGCUCAGAGGAGAUCUCCUUGAUAGCAGAGCAGCUCUCCAUGGAAAAAGAAGUGGUUCGGGUCUGGUUCUGCAACCGGCGCCAGAAGGAAAAACGGAUCAGCUGCCCGAUGCCAUCCCCCAUCAAAUCGCCCAUCUACAAUUCCAGACUGGUCUCUACCUCAGGGUCCUUGGGGCCCCUCUCUGUCAACCCGGUGCACAGCACCAUGCCUGGGACAGUAACAUCAUCGUGUUCCCCAGGGAACUCCAGCAGGCCCUCAUCCCCUGGCAGUGCCCUCCACGCCAGCAGCCCCAGCACAGCCCAGAGCAACUCCAAAGCUGCCAUGAACUCGUCCGGUUUCAACUCUUCAGGAUCUUGGUACCGAUGGAACCAACCUACCUACCUCCACUGAGACCACUCCGUCCCGUGUACGAGGAGCUCUGACCUCCAGCUAUGGACCAACUUCUCCAGGAACAAUGCUUGGGGCAACAUCUGGCGGCACAGUGCCUUCCAAGCACUGCCCAAUGAAGGCCGUGCUUAGGGGAACCCCGAGCAGCACAACUCCAGGGACUCAGGCUGCAGCUGACCUCCCCGAGAAUCUGAACACCGACAGUGACAUUUUAACUCUCUUCCAUACAUUCAUUCACUUCAAGAAUGAGCCCUUGCUUAGCUCUAUCAGCAUGAAACACUGCCCUCUGCUUGCAAACCUCUGUGCUCACACCGGACUGCCCGGCAAUCCCUCAUCUGGAAGGAUUCCUAUGUCAGGACCCUCUUUCCCCCCACUCAUUUCAGAGCUUCCCAAGAGAAGGGUCUGCCAUGCUGUUACUGUCACGCACACGUACCAAACCCCAAACUGAGCCGAGGUCACCCAGUUCAUUUCACCAGAGACCCGUGUCUAGAUGGCAGCCUUGGUUUCCCAUUGGCUUCCAAGGCCAACGACUGUGCUUUACCCACCACCAUGCUUGCUUUGCUUUGAGCCCUUCUGCUUUCCUCCUGAUUUUUUUUUCUUUCCCUCUUUUUUUUUUUUAUAUAUAUAUUAAGUAUUUUACAGUUUUCUUUUUUUUUUUUUUAAUUUUUUUUUUUUUUGCUUUAAAAAAAAUUGCCUCCUUUUGCAAAAUGUGUGUCCAGGUCUUGUUAUUGCUCCCAGCUGCCCAAUGGAGGAUGGCACUGCUUGCAGCCCCUUGUGAACUUCCGACUGCAAUGACCACAGAGUCCAUUUGUGUAGUGUUGAUGGGACAAAGACAAGCAUUGGCCAUCCCUUCUUCCUGUCAUUCAUCCAUUGGGCUUUGUCUGAUACCAAACCUCUGGAGCAGCGGUGCAAUGUGCUGGGGGAUGCUGUAGGGGAUGGAGCCGUGCUAUUCUCUGCCCUCCUUCCUCCUGGCUGGAGGUUGCCCUGCUCAGCUGUGAGACCAGAGGGAGUUGAGUGCAAGAGAUGCCAAAGGGUGGGAAAUGUCACCUUCCAUAUUGCUGGGGAGAUCAUGGUCGUGUCACGACUCUCCUCACGUGAAGGGGUAAAUAUUUAAUGCUCCUAAGUAGAUCAGAGCGAUGCGGAUUCGUGCUUGGGUUGUCAGUGGGCACAAGGCAGUGAAACUAGAGCAAAUGGGCGUUUGGCUCACAGGUUGUAAAUAGACACUUUUUGAGUAGUAGCUCUGUUUUGUUGUUGUUGUUGUUGGUUUUGAUGGCUCUUUUUAGGCAAACGUGAGCUUUUGGUUUGUUUGUUUUUUUUUUCCCCUAAGUAAAAUCUCUCCUUGGACACUUC